CAUUCUAUUGGUCAAUCGAUUCCCACACAACCAGUCAGGGUUUAGGUUAUCUACUUUAUAUCACAGCUAAACAAGACCUCGCAUGAUUGGCUGUUCGAUAUUAUCCGCCCAAUGAAAUUUGCUGAUGCUGAAUCGUUAUUUUGGCGCAAAGAAACAAUUCGUCUGCAACCACACAAAAAGUACAAAAAAAUGGCGAAAAACGUGCAAGAAAACGAGAAGUUUGCGGUGAUGAGAUGGUUAACUGACGGAAACAGGAUAUCUGUACACAACUUGAAGUAUGUUACUGAGUCAAAACUGCCAAAAGAAGAGUACAAACCUGGUAUAUGUGGGCUUUCUGUUUUCGUUGGGUUUCCAGGCCUUUGGAAAUUCUGCAUAUUGAACGUGGGAGGUAAGUUAAUUUGACCUAAAACAGAAGUCUUGUUUCAUGUUAUCCGACCGACCCUGUUUUAAAAUCGCUGACGCAAAAGUUUUUUCUGUUACAAAUCCGCAUCCGAAUUUUAUGUCCGAAAUUUACGCAACUGCGGAAAGCGUCUGAAUCGUUCAUAACUGUUAUUUUUGUUACUUAAUGUUUUGUUUCAUUUACAUUUAUUCUUGUCAAUAAAUGCUUUAUUCAAAAUGUAGUCUUUAGUUUUCAAAGAAUAUUUAUUUGUACAGUAAUUUACAGAUCAAGACAAAAGUAUUUUUGUUAUCUACAAAAUCCGCAUCAUAAUUUUAUGUCCAAAAUUUACGCAACUGCGGUAAGCGUCUGAAUCGUUCAGAACUGUUAUUUUUGUAAAUGGUUUGUUUCAUUUGCAUUCAUUCUAGUCAAUAAAUGCUUUAUUCAAAAUGCAGUCUUUAGUUUUCAAAGAAUAGUUAUUUGUACAGUAAUUUACAGAUGAAGACAAUCUGGAUCAAUCAUCUUUUUGUUAAGAACUAUAUCUGAAAGUUAGUUCUAUGUCGUCAUGCAUUUCACACUACUGAUACCUGAAAAUAACGUUCUCAUUGAGUUAAAUAUUCAAUUAAGUGUUGUGAAAAGGAGGAAAAAAAGCCUACCUACCGACCCACAUUUUUUUUAUCACAUUUCAGGCAAAAAGGAAAUGACAGAAUGGUUAAAGAGUGAAAUCCUGCCUUUAACUGCAGAUCCCACGGACAAAUUUUGUGAACUUGAAGAGAUAAGACAUCCUGAUCUUUAUGAAGAAGGAAAACAAUCCCUGGAAGGCAAUGCAGAAAAAUCUGAAGUGCCUCUGAGGCGCUCCCCACGGAAAUCUGUGACAUCUGAUGUGACUCCUAAGAAAAGACAUCUGGAAAGGUCAGAGGGUUCACCAAUCGUGCCUCACUCAGCAAGGAAAGUUUUGAAGCUUGAAGGGACUCCAGGAAGCAGCCAGUAUUUAAGCAGUAGGGUUGGUUCAAACAGAAAAGAUGCAUCUGGAAAUAAAAUAAAACGACUGGAGGAAGAUGUUCGUAGCCUUCGAAGAAAAUUAGGGAAACUCGAGGAUAGGGUCUCAGAGUUGGAUAAGGAUAAAGCAUCUAACUCUACGACAGAACAAGUGGUGGAAAAAGCGGACAGGACGGGGCAGUUGGCAAAGAAGAAAGAGGGACAGGGAAGUGUGUCAAAAAAGGAGGCUGAUUCGAUACUUGAAACUAAGCCGUGCCAGGCAAUCUGUGAACAAGAUGUUGAAGCCAUUGUAGGCAAGGCUAUUGGGAAUCAGAACAAAUUCAAAAAUUUAUGUUUAUACAAGUUCACUCGGGAAGAAUUGGUGUCUUGCACCCGAACAGGGAAGCGAACUAUCAAAUGUAUGGACAAUGUGAAACCCCAGUUAGAUCACACCAAAUUUAAGGAACUGGAAACAUUAGUAUUAAAAUACACUUUAUAUGAUAAGCAAAGUUUCCAAAAAAAAUUGAAAACUUACAGAAAGUUCUUAGAAGAGAGAAAAAUGGAGCAGUCUGACUUGACCUAUAAGCCUUUUGAAUAAAGCAACAUAUAAAAAAUCAUUGGAUUUGGUGUGUCAUUCUGUCCAUCUGUCAUAAUUUUUAACUUGGAUCGUAAUAUAAUAGCCUGCUUGCUGUCUUUAACUUACUGUAAUACAUUUGCUCUUCAAUGAAAAUGCUAACCGACAAAAUUCAUAUGUAUAUGAAUUCUACCUGCCACAUCCAUUUUGGGUCAAAGGUGAUUUAAGAUUUGCACUAGAAAAGCAGUGUUUUUUAUAUGGGCUAUAGUUAAAGAAAAAUGAACCAAAGAAGUUCAAUUUAAUGUUCCAAAACUGGUCUGAAAAAAUUCAAGAACUAACUAAUUGGUUAUUGUUUAAGAAAUUUGAGCUCGCUGAGGUCUUUUGAUUUCUGUUCUAGAACAAGUUCUUGAACGAAGUUCAAAAAUUAUAAGUUCUGGAAUUGGUUCUUGAACUUUUCUAGAAUGUGUUCUGGAACAUGUUCAAGAACUC
Molecule: messenger RNA, 2417 nt
Organism: Dreissena polymorpha
Lineage: Eukaryota; Metazoa; Mollusca; Bivalvia; Myida; Dreissenidae
Exons: 5
Coding region: 942-1952 (336 amino acids)
Molecular function (GO): DNA binding
Source: RefSeq, a predicted model, not a curated record